Molecule: messenger RNA, 1790 nt
Organism: Solanum verrucosum
Lineage: Eukaryota; Viridiplantae; Streptophyta; Magnoliopsida; Solanales; Solanaceae
Product: mitogen-activated protein kinase kinase 3
Exons: 10
Coding region: 231-1778 (515 amino acids)
Biological process (GO): protein phosphorylation; MAPK cascade
Molecular function (GO): ATP binding; MAP kinase kinase activity
Source: RefSeq, a predicted model, not a curated record
UAUUCCAAAUCCAACGUCUACCGAUCCAUCAUCUUUAUCGUUGUACUUUUGAUCAUCUAAGCAGGUGAUUGAUUGCUUGCUUGCGUUCUAUAUUUGUCGUUGUAAUUUCUGCUUCUUUUGUUGUACCAUAGAAGAAGCUAAAGAGCAGAUCGUUUUCAUCAAGUGGAACUGGUUCGUCCAUGAAGGCCGUAAAAUUGAAUUGAUUUUGUUCUAAUAAGUAAUCUUGUGUGAUGGCUGGACUGGAGGAAUUGAAGAAGAAACUUGUGCCUUUGUUUGAUGCUGACAAGGGUUUUUCACCUACCUCUACAUCCGAUCCUUUUGAUUCGUACUCUCUAUCGGAUGCCGGAACUGUGAAUUUGUUGAGUCAAUCAUAUGGAGUAUACAAUAUCAAUGAGCUGGGAUUACAAAAGUGGCCUGUUGAUGAUACAGAUCAUGGUGAAAAGACAUAUAGAUGUGCUUCCCAUGAGAUGAGGGUCUUUGGUGCCAUAGGUGCCGGUGCCAGUAGUGUUGUUCAGAGGGCAAUUCAUAUUCCAACUCAUAGGAUUAUUGCUUUGAAGAAGAUAAAUAUUUUUGAGAAGGAGAAAAGGCAGCAACUACUUACUGAAAUAAGGACAUUGUGUGAGGCACCAUGUUACCAAGGUCUUGUCGAGUUCUAUGGAGCUUUUUAUACUCCUGAUUCUGGGCAGAUAAGCAUAGCUCUAGAGUACAUGGAUGGGGGUUCUCUUGCGGAUAUCAUAAAAAUUAGGAAGAGCAUUCCAGAACCUAUCCUUUCCUCAAUGGUUCAAAAGCUCUUGCAUGGUCUCAGUUAUUUGCACGGAGUUCGACAUUUAGUCCACAGAGACAUAAAGCCAGCAAAUUUACUUGUCAAUCUCAAGGGGGAGCCCAAAAUAACUGAUUUUGGAAUUAGUGCUGGUUUAGAAAGCUCAAUUGCUAUGUGUGCUACUUUUGUUGGAACAGUAACUUACAUGUCGCCGGAACGAAUACGGAAUGAGAAUUACUCUUAUCCAGCUGACAUUUGGAGCCUUGGGCUUGCACUCUUUGAGUGUGGUACAGGUGAAUUUCCAUAUACAGCAAAUGAAGGACCUGUCAAUCUCAUGUUGCAGAUCCUAGAUGAUCCGUCUCCUUCACUGUCAAGACACGACUAUUCACCAGAAUUCUGCUCAUUCGUUGAUGCUUGCCUCAAAAAAAAUCCUGAUGACAGGCCGACAGCAGAUCAGCUACUGUCACAUCCAUUCAUUAUCAAGUAUAGUGAUUCUGCAUUAGACUUGGGUACUUUUGUCAGAGACAUUUUUGAUCCAACACAGAGGAUGAAGGAUUUGGCAGAUAUGCUGACGAUACAUUAUUAUUUACUAUUUGAUGGAUCUGAUGAAUUUUGGCAGCAUACCAAGACAUUAUAUAAUGAAUGCUCCACUUUCAGUUUUGGCGGCAUAGAAUCCAUUGGUCCCAACAAUAUUUUUUCAACCUUGUCCAACAUACGGAACACAUUAGCUGGAGAAUGGCCUCCAGAAAAGCUUGUCCAUGUUGUAGAGAAACUUCAAUGUCGAGCUAAUGGUCAAGACGGAGUAGCAAUUCGUGUCUCUGGAUCUUUUAUAGUUGGAAAUCAAUUCCUCAUUUGUGGAGAUGGUAUGCAAGUUGAGGGUCUGCCAAACUUGAAAGAUCUCUCUAUUGAUAUACCCAGCAAACGGAUGGGAACCUUUCAUGAGCAGUUUAUUGUAGAGAAAGCAAACAUUAUCGGUCGUUAUUUCAUAACUAAGCAUGAACUUUUCAUUACUCAAUAGAACUCUUCAUGA